CAACAUUAAUGGCAGUAAAUCAGGACUUUAAUACAGUUAAUGUGGAUUUUACUCUAUAAUUACACAUUUUACUCUUCUGUUAUCUAAACUGUGGAUAAAGACGAGGCGUUUUUAAACAGACAGCAAACAUGGCAGAAGAAGCACCAGCAGCAGCAGCCGCCGGACCGUCCAAGGCCCAGGCCAAGCCCGCGAGGAAGAAGACGGCGGCCUCCAAAGCGAAGAAAAGCUCUCCCAAUAUCGCCGAUGCGGUCUUGAAGGCGGUGAAAGACAGCGGGGACCGCAAAGGGACAUCCAUGGCCACCAUCAAGAAAUCCAUCGCAGCGAUGGGGAUUGACUUGGACAAGAGCAACAAACGCGUCAAUACUACAGUAUGCAGACUAGUCACAAAUGGAGAAUUGAUCCAGGUCAAAGGCUCUGGCGCUUCUGGCUCUUUCAAACUCCCGAAAGGGGCUGACACCAAGACAAAGAGUGCUAAGAAAGUCACCAAGCGGGCGGCAGUGAAGAAAACCGCCGCCAAGAAGACAACAGCUACUAAGAAAACUCCCACCAAGUCUAAGAAAGUAGCUAGCCCCAAGAAGAAGGCAAAGGCACCUGCGAAGAGUCCUAAGAGGGCACCCAAGAAGACACCGACUAAAAAGUCACCUGCCAAGAAAGCCGCAGCCAAGAAAGCUCCUGCAAAGAGAGCUGCCCCAAAGAAAACUCCAACCAAGAGAGCAGCGCCCAAGAAGACUGCAGCCAGAAGGCCCAGGAAGUAGAUGGGCUGAUAUCUAGCUCCAAUUUAUUUCAACCAAAGGCUCUUUUAAGAGCCACCACAACAUCCAAUUAAGAGU
Messenger RNA from Nerophis lumbriciformis (worm pipefish), 830 nucleotides. RefSeq names its product histone H1-like. Gene Ontology annotation, biological process: nucleosome assembly. The record is from RefSeq and is a predicted model, not a curated record. NCBI's taxonomy places the organism in Eukaryota, Metazoa, Chordata, Actinopteri, Syngnathiformes, Syngnathidae. Gene Ontology annotation, cellular component: nucleosome. Gene Ontology annotation, molecular function: DNA binding; structural constituent of chromatin.